AGUUCUGCAGCCCAGGCUCCCCAGCAAACUCAGACCCCAGGAUCCCUCAGCCUUGCUCUGGACUGACCAUCUGUGCCCCUGGACAGAGCCACAGUCAGGACUGAAGAUGCCUCUCUUCUCCAGGAAGAAGAAACCCAGCGAAGAUGCUCGGAAGCGCCUUGAGUACCAAAUGUGCCUGGCAAAAGAAGCUGGUGCUGAUGACACCCUUGACAUAUCCAGAUGUGAGCUCUCAGAGGUUCCUUAUGGGGCCUUUGCAACUUGCAAGGUCUUGCAAAAAAAGGUGCUGAUUAUUCAUACAAAUAAUCUGACAUCUUUAGUUCCAAAGUCCUGCAGCCUCCUGAGUCUCAUAACUGUGAAGGUUCUGGACCUGCAUGACAACCAGCUGGCUUCACUUCCUGCUGAUAUUGGUCAGCUGACAGCUCUUCAGGUCCUAAACCUUGAAAGGAAUCUUUUAAAAAGCCUUCCACAAUCUAUAGGAGACCUUGCCCAGCUCCAGAUCCUCAAUGUGAAAGGGAACAAGCUGAGGGAGCUGCCCGGGAGUGUGAGCGGCCUGCGGAGCCUGCGGGCCCUGGAUGUCAGUGGGAACGAGCUGCAGGAGCUGCCCCGGGGGCUGGCCCACAUCCCCACCCUGCAGACAUUGACCCUGGAUGCCUGUGCCAUGACCUACCCACCCCCUGAGAUCUGCAGUGCAGGCACUGAGGCCAUCCAGCAGUUCCUCUGCAAGGAGUGUGGAAUUGCUUACUACCCUCCCUCCCAGUACGUGCUCCCCACACUGGAGAGUGAUGGAGGAGGAACUUCAGUGGAUGGGGUGGACAGGACAGUGGAGAAGUACCUGGAGGAGGAGAGCAAGUGGCAGAACAAAUUCUUAGAUUAUGAGAAGAGGAAGGAAAGGAAGGCGCAGGAGAAGCUGGAGUUCGAGCGGCGCCUCAACCUGGGGCAGCGGGAGCAGGCCCUGCUGCAGCAGCUCAGCAGCCACAAGGAUGAGAUCCUGCAGACAGUCAGAGAGGAGCAGCAGAGGCUGCAGCAGGGUCUGUCGAAGCACCAGCGCUAUUUGGAGGAGGAGAGGCUGAAGCUGCUGCAGCAGCUGAAGGACACAGAGCAGGGCACUGCCACUCGGAUCCAGAAGCUGCUGGAGGACAACCAGAGGCAAAAACGAAGUUCAGACAUUUUAAAAUCUUUGGAGAAUGAGAGGAUCAGGAUGGAACAGCUGAUGGCAAUAACCCAGGAGGAGACGGAGCAGCUGCGCAGGAGGGAAGUGGCCUCUGCCAUGCAGCAGAUGUUGGCUGAGACCUACAAGAACAAGCUCCUCCAAAUGACCUCCGAGUCUCGUCGGCAGGACCUCGUCAGCCAGGCCUGCUCCAGCCUAGCUGAGAUGGAUCAGAAGUUCCAGCAAAUCCUGGCUUGGCAGCAGCUGGAUCAGAACAAAGCUGUCAGUCAGAUCUUGCAGCAGAUUGAGAUGCAGAAAGCUGCCUUUGAAGCUCUCCAGGUGAAGAAGGAUCUUACGCACAGGCAGAUCAGGAACCAGAUUAAAUUAAUAGAAACAGAGUUAUUGCAGCUGACACAGCUGGAGCUAAAGAGGCAAGAACUGGACACAGAGACGCUGCAGGAGCUGGUCACGGAGCAGCGCCGCGCACUCAGCUGCCUCCUGCAGCAGCUGCUCAAGGAGAAGAAGCAAAGGGAGGAAGAACUGCAACAAAUCCUGCUGGAAAUGGAGGCAAAGAGUGAAACCAAACAGGAGAACUACUGGCUGAUCCAGUACCAGCGCCUGCUGAACCAGAAGCCCCUCUCCCUGAAGCUCCAGGAGAAGGGUUUGGAGCAGCAGCUGGUGACCCUGCUGCUGGAGCUCUCUGCUGACCAGUACGUGCCAGUCUUCGCUCACCACCGAAUAUCCCUGGAAAUGCUGGGCACCAUGAGUGCCAGUGACCUGGAAAAGCUCGGUGUGACAGAGGCUGGUCUGCAGCGUGCCAUCCUCAGCAGGGCUCAGGAGAUCCUGGCUGUGGCCACGACCAUCCCAGAGCUGAGGAGGGCAGAGGACAGCGAGGUCCCUGCGGCCCCAGAGCCCAGCGCUCCCCCGGAGGAGCCCCCGAGCCCCGCGGCCCCGGCGCUGCAGCGGGACGAGAAGAGGUCGGAGUGCGUUGUGUGCAUGGAGCAGGAGCCCCAGAUGAUUUUCCUGCCCUGUGGCCACGUCUGCUGCUGCCAGCGCUGCUGCGAGCGGCUGCACUCGUGUCCGCUGUGCCGCCAGGACAUCGCCCAGCGCAUCCGCAUCUUCCGCAGCGCCUAGCCCGGCCCGGGAGGCACGGCCCCGCUCCCGGCCCCGCGCCCGGGCUGCUCCUGCCCUGCUCGCAGCCCCCGCCGCACAGCAGCGCUGCGCUCCCCGUGCCCUGCCCCCGGCAGCCUCAGCAUCCUCCCCGCUGCCAGCUGGGGCUGCCUCAGCGGAUCCCUCCCUGCUGC
Ficedula albicollis (Collared flycatcher) is the source of this 2451-nucleotide messenger RNA. RefSeq names its product leucine rich repeat and sterile alpha motif containing 1 (gene LRSAM1). NCBI's taxonomy places the organism in Eukaryota, Metazoa, Chordata, Aves, Passeriformes, Muscicapidae. The coding region runs from base 107 to 2281 and encodes 724 amino acids. Gene Ontology annotation, molecular function: protein binding. The transcript is spliced from 25 exons. The record is from RefSeq and is a predicted model, not a curated record.